Molecule: messenger RNA, 2523 nt
Organism: Sparassis crispa
Lineage: Eukaryota; Fungi; Basidiomycota; Agaricomycetes; Polyporales; Sparassidaceae
Product: Probable glutamine--tRNA
Exons: 6
Coding region: 1-2523 (840 amino acids)
Biological process (GO): glutaminyl-tRNA aminoacylation; translation
Cellular component (GO): cytosol; cytoplasm
Molecular function (GO): ATP binding; glutamine-tRNA ligase activity
Source: RefSeq, a predicted model, not a curated record
AUGCCUCCGAAUCGAGAUACUCCGGACACAGCAAGUCUCGUCGAGCUUUUCAAGUCAAUUGGUCUCACUCAGUCCAAGGCUGCUGAAGCAGCAAAAAGCUCAAAGAGUGCUGCGACAUUGAAGGAAAUUAUUGAGAUACAUGCAGUGACGGAGAAACGACUGGAGGAGAAGCAGGCCGUACUGCUUGCCAGUCUGGCGGUGCAAAGCUCGAAACUGGAGGCUGGAGAGAGAGGAUACGGAGUAGAUGCGAUUCUGGAUGGUCGGUUGAAGAGUACAGACCAGGUUUCUGCUGCGAUCAAGUAUCUCGAGACGCAUUCCCUUCCGAUUGAUGGCUUCGAGUUCGACAAGCAAUGCGGUGUAGGUUUUAGUGUUACUCCCGAGCAACUGUCUUCACAAGUUGCAUCGUACGUCACUUCAAGCGCCUCAGCGGGAUGGAACAACUUGGGCGCUGUCAUUGGGAGUCUGAAAGGCACGGAAUUGCGCUGGGCGAAUCCACUUGAGCUCAAGAACGCCGUGGAGCGGGCCUUUGCGGAGAAAUUUGGACCCAAAGAAGCGUCGAAACCCAAGGGCAAGGAAGCUAAGAAAGAUACGCUCGCAAAGACAGUGUCAGCCGGUGAACCAACCGCCACAACUGCAUCCACAUCCAAAUCUGUCUUCCUUGAAGGGUUCCUCGGGCGCCUGCACAAGCCGGGCGAGAAUCCGCAGAUCCAUCCACAUCUCCGUGAAAGACAUCUUGCUGCAACAGGUGGACUCGUAUAUACGCGUUUUCCCCCCGAGCCGAACGGUUUCUUACACAUUGGGCACUCGAAAGCCAUCUUGGUCAACUUCGGGUAUGCGGCGUACCAUGGCGGGAAAUGCUAUCUCAGAUAUGAUGAUACGAACCCUUCGGCAGAGGAGGGGCGAUACUUCGAGAGUAUCUUGCAGUCCGUGAGGUGGCUCGGCUUUGAGCCGUGGAAAAUCACGUAUUCGAGUGAUUACUUUGACGAGCUGUACGAGCUGGCCGUCGAGCUUAUCAGGAGAGAUAAGGCGUACGUAUGCCAUUGCUCUGGUGACGAAAUCUACGAGAAUAGAGGAGGUGACGAACGUGGUCCGCGGAAAGCAUGUGCGCAUCGCACAAGACCUGUCUCACACUCGCUAGGAGAAUUUAGGAGGAUGAAGCAUGGAAUAUAUCAGCCAGGCGAGGCCAUCCUCCGAAUGAAGCAGGACCUAGAGUCCGGAAACACCAUGAUGUGGGAUUUAGUUGCGUAUCGAGUGCUAAACGCUCCUCACCACCGCACGCACGACAAAUGGAAGAUCUAUCCAACAUAUGAUUUCACACACUGUCUGUGUGACAGCUUUGAGAACAUCUCGCAUUCACUAUGUACAACAGAAUUCAUUGCCUCGCGAGAGUCGUAUGACUGGCUUUGCGAUGCUCUGGAGGUAUAUAAGCCCCGCCAAUCCGAAUACGGCCGUUUGAAUGUUACGGGAACCAUAAUGUCGAAACGCAAGAUUCGACAACUCGUUCAGGAGAACUAUGUCCUGGAUUGGGACGACCCCCGUCUAUACACCCUCAUCGCACUCCGGCGACGAGGCGUACCUCCGGGUGCAAUCAUCUCUUUCGUCAGCUCUCUUGGUGUCUCCACAGCUGCUUCCAACAUCCAGGCUGUGCGCUUCGAACAGACAGUACGGCAGUACCUGGAGAGUACCGCACCGCGCCUGCUCAUGGUUUUGUGCCCGCUGAAAGUGACAAUCGAGAACCUCCCGGAGGAUUACCUCCUUUGGCUUGACAAGCCUCUGCACCCCAAGGUACCAGAGCUCGGAACCUCAAAGGUGCCGUUCACACGCACGAUCUACAUUGACGCAGAUGACUUCCGGCUGGAGGACUCAAAGGAUUACUUCAGACUCGCACCAGGGAAGACUGUCGGGCUUUUCCAGGCCCCGCAUCCCAUCACGUGCACGUCAUACAAGACUGACCCGGUCACAGGGCGGCCAGUCGAGCUCGUCUGCCGCGUGGAAGACUCCGGUGCGAAGAAGCCUAAAGCGUUCAUUCAGUGGGUCGCGGUGCACGCACCCUCGGGCAGCCCAGUGCGCGUCGACCAGACCCGCAUUUUCUACCAGCUGUUCAAGAGCGAGAAUCCAUCUGCGGCUGUGCCGGACUUUAAGGCAGACAUCAACCCGGACAGCCUCGAGAUCGUCGAGGGAGCGAUGGUGGAGGUGGGUUUCUGGGCACUUGCGAAGCGAGCGUAUGCCGACGCGCGCAAGGAGAGCACGGAGCGUACGGAGAAGGCGUUAAAGACGACCGCAGAGUCUGAUACGGUGCCAAGGUUUGACGAUGACACGCCGAAGGCCACCAGCGAGCAGCUGGUUGGCAAGGAGUGCAUUCGCUUCCAGGGCUUGCGUGUGGCGUACUUCGCUGCUGACAAGGACGCAAAGUUGGCGUGUCUGGAUGAGCCCGAUGACGUUGUGCCUAGCCGGAGGGAGGGUGACUUGGUCAUUCUCAAUCGCAUAGUUAGUCUGAAGGAGGACUCUGGGAAGACUGCAUGA